Molecule: messenger RNA, 2608 nt
Organism: Calliphora vicina (urban bluebottle blowfly)
Lineage: Eukaryota; Metazoa; Arthropoda; Insecta; Diptera; Calliphoridae
Gene: Ugt316A1
Product: UDP-glycosyltransferase family 316 member A1
Exons: 4
Coding region: 383-2335 (650 amino acids)
Molecular function (GO): UDP-glycosyltransferase activity
Source: RefSeq, a predicted model, not a curated record
UGGGGUUGUUAUUUCUCUGUUUUGUUUAUAAUUCGUAUUUUGCAAUUCACAUUUCAACAAACAAAUACGAAAAAAAAAAUCAUUACUUUAUUGGAAAAUUAAUAAUUAAUAAAAUUAACAUAGUUUUCACAUCAACAACAUUAUGUAAAAGAAGUGCAAAUGUAUAUAUAAUCUUUUUGGAAAAAUUUUACACUCAAAGACAAAGAAACAGCAGCAGAAAAAAACAGGAUUAUUAUUCAUUGAAAAUUGGGAGGGGAUGGCAAAAACCAGACUUUCAACUUAAACAGCAGCAGCACACCUACAUAUCAUAAUAUUUUGUUAUACCCAAAUGAAUGCAGUAGCAAUAAAGUAAAAAUCGAACUAAGAAUAUUGGGGCAUUAAAAUGACAAACAUUUUUUCGAUAUGGUGCUUACAGGUUUUAUUUGUAAUUAUAAUAAAUCCCUUACAAAGCCAGGGAGCUCAUAUAUUGGCCGUGCUGCCUAGUGUAUGGAAAUCCCAUUAUCUAUUUGGCCAACACAUUUUGUUGCAAUUAGUGGAGCAGAAUAAUCAUACAGUAACCUUAAUAAGUCCCUACGAAAUGGAUAAUAUGGAAAUGGGAAAUAGUUUGCCCCCAGAGAAAUUUCGUGAAAUAAAAGUUGAGGGUUUGUUAGACAAUUGGCUGGAAAUGGGUUUAUCAUUUGAUAUAGAAGAAAUGCAUGCAAAAUCCGUAAUGGAGCAUUUUACCCGUCUCAUGUAUGCCACCACCAGUAAUACUGAUUGUAUAUUGCAAAAUUCUAAAGUACGAGAACUGCUGCAGUCACCACAAAAGUUUGAUUUACUAAUAGUUGAUUUGUUUUUAAGUGAUGCCCUGUUGGGGUUGUCAUUUUACUAUCAAGUACCCACAGUGGUUUUGAGCCCCAGUGGCUCGAAUACCUGGUUAAAUCAACGUUUUGGCAAUCCCCAAAACGCUGCCUUGGAUCCUAGCAACUUUUUGCCUUAUGCCAAAGAUAUGACAUUUUGGCAGCGCUGUGUCAACACAUUGAUGGCUAUGUUCGAAAAGCUUACCUACUCCUUUUUCCAUAUGAUCUCACAUCAGGCUGUUUAUACUAAACACUUUGAACCACUAUGCCAACUUGCCAACUGGUGUAAAGAACUACCCCACCACAAAGAACUGACUGAAAAUCUAUCAUUGGCCUUAAUAAAUACACAUCCAGUUUUGCAAUAUCCACGGGCAUUUCUACCCAAUAUGCUGGGCAUUGCAGGCAUACAUUUGAAAACCUCACAAAAAGAAUUACAAUUGCCAAACCAUGUUAAGGGAUUUAUUGAAGGAGCCACACAAGGAGUGAUUUACAUGAGUUUUGGGGCCAAUAUUUAUGAUUUUCCUAUAGAAAAACUGCAACUAUUUUUUGAUGUCUUUGAAUCACUGCCGGAAAUGCGUUUUAUAAUAAAAUACGAUGAGCAGGAAACUUUGCCUAUAACUUUAAAUGUUAGCUCACAAAUAAUGAUACACAAUUGGUGGCCUCAGCAGGCAAUAUUGGCCCAUAACAAUGUUAAAGUAUUUAUAACUUCUGGUGGUUUUAUGAGCAUUACUGAAGCUCUUUAUUUUGAAAAAAAUAUAUUGGCCAUACCAAUUACCCCAGAACAAGUUGUAUUAACUGAAAAACUUUACCAACUAAAGGCGGCUUAUAAGCUCAACUACAAUGACUUAACUUAUGACCAGUUAAUGUAUGCCAUACAAAACCUAUUGGGGGACAAAUCCAACUAUCAGCAAUCUGUGAAACAAUUAAAAAAUCAAUUAUUACAAAACUUGGAUAGCAUCACACCCAUGGCAAAAACUCUUAAUGCCAUUGAGAUGACAUUGAGCACAGAUGGUUUAGAUUACCUCAAGCCACAUUCACAUCAUUUAAACUUUUGGAGUUCUAUACUGAUCGAUGUAAUGUUGAUAUUAAUUAUUGGUCUACUAACCAUACUAGCCAUACCAUUUCUACUGACCAGUUGCAUUUUGAAAAGGUCAUAUCAAAAUCAAACCAAACUCAAUUUACUCAACCAACAGCAACAAACGCAUCGUUAUCAUUGCAAAGUCAAUGAAUUCCUAACUACAGUACCCACUCUGCGAACUUGUGCUAAUGCCAAACAUCAACGUCCUGAAAAUGAUGAAGAAAAUACUGAUGUUCAAAUGCGUUCAGAAAGACGUAGAAAUUCCGAUGUAAAUGAGAAACGCAAGCGUUUGUCAUCUAAUAGUUCAUCGUGUUGCAACUGUUCUGUCUCAUCGUCAUCGGCACCCACUACACCGCUGUCUAAAAGAGAUUCACCACUAUUCGAUCAGGUUUCCGGAGACACCGAUAAAGACAUAUGAAAGUGAAGUUGUUAAACUGAAAAACUUCACUUCACUCGUUUUGUUAAAAUUUAAAAUUAAUGAAGAAUAAUAUUGUUUUCUGUUUUUCUUUUUUUAUAAAGUACUUUUUGCGAUAAUUGUUAUUUUAUAUAUAUUGUACUAUGUGUGUUGUGUAUUUGUGCAGUACAUGAAUAUUUAAUUAUUAAGAAAAUACAACAAACUCAAGCAUCACUAAUCUGUAUGUGUUAUGUACGAAUUUAUUAAUAAAUUCUGUGAAAGAAAAUUUAAAAAAUA